This is a messenger RNA of Physella acuta, 2422 nucleotides long. RefSeq names its product glycerol kinase. Gene Ontology annotation, molecular function: glycerol kinase activity. Gene Ontology annotation, biological process: phosphorylation; triglyceride metabolic process; glycerol-3-phosphate biosynthetic process. NCBI's taxonomy places the organism in Eukaryota, Metazoa, Mollusca, Gastropoda, Physidae. The record is from RefSeq and is a predicted model, not a curated record. Gene Ontology annotation, cellular component: mitochondrion.
UCACAAAGAUAUUUAUUGAACGGCCGGACAAUUUGUCGCGCCACGCACAAUUGUACAAUUUCGACUUUAGCACACAACUUUUUUUCAUGUCAAGUUUUAAGAGAGGAACACUGCCAGUGGUCUUCACCACAAAAAGCAAAACAUCCACGACCACUAGCCCAACUACGAGCCUGGGCAAAAAUGUAUGGAGAUGCAGGCAAUUCAGCUGAGAUGAAGAAGAGGCCAAAUUUGGUUGGAGCAGUUGAUCAAGGCACCAGCAGUACAAGAUUUUUGAUUUUCAAUGCAGCAACAGCUGAGGUGGUGACUUAUCAUCAAAUUGAGAUCAAACAGUUUUUUCCUAAAGAGGGGUGGGUGGAAGAAGAUCCGCUAGAAAUCCUGGACUCCGUCAAAACUUGCAUUGACAAGGCAACAGAAAACUUGGUCGGUCUCGGCUACCAGACUUCAGACAUCAAAGCCAUCGGCAUCACAAACCAGAGGGAAACGACCAUUGUAUGGGACCCUAGCACAGGCAGACCUUUGUAUAACGCUAUAGUUUGGAGUGACCUUAGAACUGCUACCACUGUGGAUGAGCUGAUUAAAAAAACUCCAGGUAGAAACAAGGACCAUCUCCGGGGUCUAUGCGGACUGCCCAUCGCGACCUACUUCAGUGCGCUGAAACUGCGCUGGCUAAUGGACUAUUCUGAGAAGGUCAGGAAAGCUGUCGAGGGUGGUCAUUGUCUGUUUGGUACAGUUGACACCUGGUUAGUUUGGAACCUAACUGGGGGCACCAGGGGAGGGAAGCACGUGACAGAUGUCACCAACGCCAGCCGCACCAUGCUCAUGAACUUGUCGACCUUGACCUGGGACGACUACCUGUGCAGAUUUUUUGGGAUUCCCAAGCAAAUUUUGCCCAGUAUAAAAAGUUCCUCAGAAAUCUAUGGAGAACUGUUUGUCACAGCGCUACAAGGCACCAACAUUUCUGGGAUACUAGGUGACCAGCAAGCUGCCCUGGUGGGACAGAGCUGUUUUCAAGUGGGUCAGGCCAAGAACACCUACGGCACCGGCUGUUUCCUUCUGUACAACACAGGUCUCACUCCUGUUGAGUCCAAGACUGGGCUGUUGACCACGGUGGCCUACAAACUUGGCAAAAAUAAACCUGCGGUCUACGCACUAGAGGGUGCUAUAGCUAUUGCUGGAGCUUGUAUAGCCUGGCUAAGGGACAACCUUGGCAUCAUAGCGUCCUCUUCUGAGAUAGAAAAACUUGCGUCAGAGGUGGACAGUGUCCAUGGUUGUUAUUUUGUGCCAGCUUUCUCUGGGCUGUUUUGUCCAUACUGGCAGAAUGACGCUAGAGGGAUUGUGUGCGGCCUGACACAGUUUACCAACAAAAGUCACAUCGCAAGAGCUGCCCUAGAGGCUGUCUGCUUCCAGACCAGAGAGUUGUUGGAUGCCAUGAACACAGACAGUGGCCUUGAACUUUCCAGUGUCAAGGUCGAUGGUGGGAUGACAGCCAACUCGCUGCUGAUGCAGAUCCAGGCAGAUCUUAUUGGGAUACCAGUGGUCAGACCCUCCAUGACGGAGACGACAGCCCUGGGUGCGGCCAUGGUGGCCGGGGCAGCUGAAGGGGUGGAGGUGUGGACCAGGCUGGGUGGGGACAAGGCUCCACCCAUCACAUGUGACGUCUUUGAGCCGUCAAUCACUGCCCGAGAGCGUUCGGAGCGUCUGGCGCGGUGGAAGGGAGCGGUCAACCGUAGCAUGCAUUGGGACACAGCGGGACACGCACCACGUGUGUCCGGCGACCUCUGGGACGUGCUGGCCCCUGGGUUGUACCUGUGGCUCAGCUUUGGUUUCCUGAUUGCCUCCCAUGUUAUCAGCAAGAGGUGACAGGGGAGAUGACCUAGCUGUAGUGUUGCUUGUUGUUGCUUGUUGAUGCCUCAAGAUUUCCUAUCCCACCAUGGAUGUCUGGUUUGUGAUGUCACUGAUGUUAACACUUGAGGUAGAUUUAAGAGUCAGCUUCUGACAUUAGUAGAUGUAUCUGGUGACAUUUAGUUCUGACAGUUUGGUUUGACAGUUUCUUGUGACAAGUUCAUUGUGACAGUUUUUUUGACAAGUUCAUUGUGACAGUUUGUUGUGACAGUUUAUUGUGACAGUUUGUUGUGACAGUUUAUUGUGACAGUUUAUUGUGACAAGUUCGUUGUGACAGUUUGUUGUGACAAGUUCAUUGUGACAGUUUGUUGUGACAGUUUAUUGUGACAGUUUAUUGUGACAAGUUCGUUGUGACAUUUUGUUGUGACAGUUUAUUGUGACAGUUUAUUGUGACAGUUUAUUGUGACAGUUUAUUGUGACAAGUUCGUUGUGACAGUUUGUUGUGACAAGUUCGUUGUGACAGUUUGUUGUGACAAGUUCAUUGUGACAGUUUGUUGUGACAAGUUCAUUGUGACAGUUU